Molecule: messenger RNA, 5511 nt
Organism: Chiloscyllium plagiosum (whitespotted bambooshark)
Lineage: Eukaryota; Metazoa; Chordata; Chondrichthyes; Orectolobiformes; Hemiscylliidae
Gene: sema4c
Product: sema domain, immunoglobulin domain (Ig), transmembrane domain (TM) and short cytoplasmic domain, (semaphorin) 4C
Biological process (GO): semaphorin-plexin signaling pathway; axon guidance; positive regulation of cell migration
Cellular component (GO): synaptic vesicle membrane; plasma membrane
Molecular function (GO): chemorepellent activity; semaphorin receptor binding
Source: RefSeq, a predicted model, not a curated record
UGCAUUACUAAUGUUAGAUUUUUGUGUGAUUACUACCUAACCUGAACUAUUUCAGUUGGUCUUGGUGAGUUGAUGAACUUAAUGAUAAGCACUCUGUCCAGAAGUUCCUAGACCAAGUUGAUUGUCUCCACUGUUGGUCAGAAGCUGAUUCUAUGCUUAGUCACAUUUGUUUUUAAGAGGCAGAAUUGAUUUGUAAGCAUCUCACUAGGACUGAGGGGCCUCCCAUGAAAGAGUGUCAAAAAGUUUCGGUUAUUCUAAGCUUUUCUCUAUGACUGAAUGGAGGUAAAUAACUGGAAAAUUGUAAGGUUUGCCCCAUUUAUCCUUUAAAAACCAAAUAAGUUCUGAUUUAUCAAGCUUGAGUGGUUCAGUGCAUUGUUCCCUUGCCUCUGAACCAGAAGAUGGCAUGAAAUCCAACUCUAAAAUGUGCUGGCUGUGAAAGAUCUCUCCCCCCGCCCCCCAAUGCAGCUUAUGUCUGUCCCUAGCCUGGAAAGGUUGGGAGCAAGUGGAAGGCCUUUCAGUUGUCUGAAGUGCCAACUGAAUUUGGUGUUGCAUAAUGGCCCCACGCAAGGUGGGUAAAGCGAAGGCACUGUUUGCAUUUGAAAGACUGAUGGAAACAGGAUCACAAAAUUGACAAGGCAAUUACAAUAUCUAACUUUGCUUGCCCCACCUCCCAAGACCAAGACGUCACAACACAGUGUGGAAGGAUGGAAGAUAUGGCUAGUCAUGGCUGUUAUUUGCUCAUCCUGAGCAUCGUGAUUGGGACAUUGCUUCAGUCAACACAGUCAGUUGGCUGGAAUACAGUGCCACGCAAAACUGUGCGACACAGUGCACUAAAGGGAGUGAAACACUUCUCCAAACCCAAUGUCUACAAUUACACAACCCUGCGACUAGAUGAAGAUGAACAGAUUCUGUAUGUCGGUGCUCGAGAGGCAGUCUUUGCACUCUUCGUGCAUGAUGUUACCAAGGAGGUGAAAGAAGCGAUUGUUUGGGAUGCCCCUGUUGAGAAGAAAAUGGAGUGUGUUCAGAAGGGGAAGAACAAUCAGACUGACUGCUUCAAUUACAUUCGCUUCCUGCAGAACUUCAACAGUACUCACCUAUAUAUCUGCGGGACCUAUGCCUUUCAGCCCAGGUGCACGUAUAUUGAGGUGCAAAAUUUCACUUUAAACCAAAUGGCCAUGGAAGAUGGGAAAGGCAAGUGCCCUUAUGACCCUGCAAAAAGUCACACUGGUCUGAUUGUGGAUGGGGAGUUAUAUUCUGCUACGCUGAACAACUUCCUUGGCACAGAACCAGUUAUUCUGCGCAACUUGGGGCCUCACUACUCUAUGAAGACGGAAUAUCUAGCGUCCUGGCUCAAUGAACCAAACUUUGUUGGCUCCGCAUAUGUCCAAGAAAGUGCCGACAGUGCGAUGGGGGAUGAUGAUAAGAUCUACUUUUUCUUCAGUGAGAGAGCUGUUGAGUACGACUGUUACAAAGAGCAGGUGGUGGCCAGGGUUGCUCGUGUGUGCAAGGGUGACAUGGGUGGGGCUCGAACUCUUCAGAAAAAAUGGACAACUUUCUUGAAGGCCCGCUUAUUGUGCUCAGUCCCCGAGCUACAGCUUCACUUCAACAAGAUCCAGACUACUUACACACUGAAUGAUGUCACUUGGCAGAAGACUGUGUUCUUUGGUAUCUUCCAGGCACAAUGGGCUGAUGUGGACAUGUCUGCUGUCUGCCAGUACCGGAUUGAAGACAUUCAACGUGCCUUUGAUGGACCUUUCAAAGAAUACCGGGACCAGGCACAGAAAUGGGGCCGAUACUCUGACAAAGUGCCAAGUCCCCGGCCUGGAGCAUGCAUCACAAACAACCAUAGGGAGCUUGGUUAUAACACUUCACUCGAGUUGCCUGACAACACCCUUAACUUCGCGAAGAAGCAUCCACUGAUGGACGAUCUCGUUCAACCUGUCGGACAUCAACCUCUACUCAUCCAGAAAAACAUUAACUACACACAGAUUGUGGUGGACUGGGCAUUGGCUGUGAAUGGGAAUCAGUACAUAGUCCUCUUCAUUGGGACAGGUAGAGGAUGGCUGCACAAGGCUGUAAUGAUUGGUUCCCAGAUACACAUUAUUGAAGAGCUCCAGCUAUUUGAGGACCCUCAGCCAGUUGAAAACUUAGCCAUCUCCAAGAAGAAAAAACUCCUGUUUGCUGGAUCUCGCAGUCAGGUUGUUCAGGUGCCGUUUGCAGACUGUGAGAAGUACAGAAGCUGUGUGGAUUGCAUCUUGGCAAGGGACCCAUACUGUGCCUGGACAAAGUGGGGAUGCAUGAGCGUUGAUGAAUCAUCUGGAUUUCUUGAUAUGGUACAGGAUGUUGGCUUUGCUGAUGUCACGCUGUGUCGUCACCCUCCAGGUGUUGUGAAAAUCAAGAACCUGACUGUUGUAGCUGGCACUACCAUCCUCUUGCCAUGCCAACUCAUCUCCAACCUGGCUGUACCCAAGUGGAAAUUUGAAGAGCGAGAUCUUGCUGAAGUAUCUUACGACAACUAUGAAGUUCAGUCCAAAUCUCUGUUAAUAUCAGACAUACAGAUCCAACAAGGUGGCAUUUAUUUGUGUUUCUCUGUUGAGAAACAUGAGCCAGAUUUGGUGGGAAAGUACUUGCUCAAUGUUGUAUCCAAUCCUGCCAUGACCCUGGAAAGCAGAGCGGCAGUGAGCAAUUUUGGAUUGGUUUGGCUUAGUGUGUUUGUCCUGGGAGUGGUUUGCCUCUGCUUGCUGUGCGCAGUUAUCUACCUGAACCGCAAGCUUAGGGAGCGGCUGGAGAAACCAGAGGUGACCAAGGAAGUAGAGUGUGUUCAUGCUUACCCCACAGAGCGUAUCCUGCCAAAAGAGGUUCCCAAGGGUACCAAGUUCAUACCUAGUCAGACAUCGAACUCUGAUGAAAAGCUGUGGGAGUCACCUUCGUAUUAUUACUCUGAUGGCUCCCUGAAAAUUGUACCUGGCCAUGCCCUGUGCCAGAAUGGGAGCUCACCAUCUCACAAUGGCACUGCUAAUGGAAUUCCUGGGCAGCCCCUACCCACGGCUGUCCAGUCACCCACCCGUCUCAAUCUGGCAAACAUUCGUGGUGCAAAUACAAAUGGUUAUAUCCGGCUGCAGCUAGGAGAGGAUGGUGUGGACCCAUUCUCUGAAGAGUUAAGGAAGAAGUUGAAGCAGCGUCAGAUGUUGCCUGAUGCGAAUCCAGAGGAGUCCUCGGUGUGAGCAAUGGCUGGAUUUCCACUUGGCAGAAGGCUACCUCAUCUUUUGUGUAAAUAGGACAAAUGAUAAACAAACACUGAAUUAUGGAGUCAAUGAAGACUAUGUAUAUACUCUGCAAGAUACACACCUGCUUUGAAAAGAUUAACAAAUCAGAUUGCGUACUGCAGAAGUGCCCAAAACAUAAUGCAUUAACUUAACGCAAUGUCUAUAUACACUGUACUGAUCAUCUUUGUCACCAAACUUGGUGUUAAACCGUGAACAGGAUGAGUGACUCCCCAAAUGAGGGUCUGUUUGCUGCUUUGUGGUGAUUGGUGUGAUUCACAGUGGCUGCUGCAGUAUCACGUAAGUUAAAUGUAACAACUUGUUGAGGGUUUUGCUGAAUUGGCCCCAAAUUUAAUAGUUUUCACAAAGUGAAAGCAUGAAGCUGAAGUUGUGGUCAAGUCUUCAGCUAGUUUUGCUGUUAAUUGGGUCUGGACUGGCUGAGAAUUUUUUGAAAUGAACUGCCAACAAUGGUGAGCUUUUGAGGUUCAUAGCAGUGGUUGUCUGCUUUGUGUCACUGUUGGUGUGAGUACAAGUGAGCUCACCUGGUGUGUGUUCAACUCCCAUCCAUGGGUUAUUUGGGGGGUGGUAUUUCGAAUAUGUUGUUCUAGUUGCAGUCUUUUUCUCUAAUCUGAUCACAUUGAACUGAUGAAGCAGAGUAGGUUAGAAACAGAACUGGAAGUUCUGUUUCCAAUUAUGUGCUUUCUCUGAAUCAUGAAACAAUGUGUUUUGUUGCUUGUGAUAACUGUCUGCAUUGGUUAUGUCUACCCAUGUUAUGUCGUGUAUCCCUGGAUUCUGUUGCAUCUUCUUAUGGUAUGUUCCUCAUCUAAUUCUGCUCCAUUUUUUUCUUAGUUGAAUUUAAGAGUGGACCAGAAGCGGCUGCAGUGAAGCUAACAGAUUAUUCUUGGUGUUAAAGUUCAAAGAUGGGCAUUGCGCUGAGUCAAAAUCGUCGCAGUGUCAAGACCACAGCAUGUGAUGCUGAAACAAAUGCUUAUUUUCACACCACAAGGUUAUUGGUUCUCUUGAUUUGGGAAUGAAGUGAGUGGUCUGUUAGUGAUGUCUUCUGAUUAUGACCUGCUCAGGGUGCCUUGCUGGGUGAUCUUGUUAAAAUGCCCACCAGUUGCUGCUCAUUGGUGUCAAGGACAAGUGCAACUUUGAUACAUGGUUCCAGAAUAGAGACAACCUUUUGGCUUUUGCAUCAGUUUCAUGAAGAGUUGGCUUGGUUUUUGUCUAAGUGCACACAGAAUUUUGGGAACAAAUCAACCGCUAAGAUUUUAGGUGGUCUCUGUACAAACAUAGUACAGGAUUUGGUUUGAGAUGUGUUUGUAACCAAAUCAAAUGUGGUUUUCAAAGUGCAUGUUUGACAGACAGUGAAUCAUUGGUGUUGAGGUUUCAGUCAGUGAUUAGCAGUUGUCAAAUGGUAACGAGUCAUGGAGACCUUCAUGGGAAUUGGAUAUGUAUAGAAUGAGGAGCAUGCUUCUUUGUUAGAUAUUGUUUGCUUAUUGUCAGUGGCCAAUGCUGAAGUUUGGUGAAGAUGUUAGACAAGUGAUGCUUUUGAAGAGAAUCCUUGAUUUCUGGACAAACAUCGUGUUUAGAGGGUGCUCAUGGUGGCAGUGUGAUCAGAGGUUUAGGAUGGUAAUGUUAGGAUGGAUAGCAAGUUCAUUGGAGAACCAUUGCAGCUGUGUUUUGAGUGCAGUGUACAUACUGUAAAUCUGCAUAUUGUUGUGAAGACACUACGAAGUUUCUGGUCUAUGGUUUGAGGUAGUGUUUGGUAUACUGAUUGGAAUGAGGGAAAAGCAUGUGUUCAAGCUUGGUAAGGGAAGAAUGCAGUGUGUAGUUCAGAGGGCAGAUGUGGGGAGAGUGUGCAACAGUUAAUGGCUCCUGGACUUGAAAUGUUAUUGGAAUAGGUGUAUGUUUUACAAAUGCAAAGUUAGUUGGUGGAAGAGGAAUUCGGUCAGAACCUCUGUGCAUUAGGUUCACCCAACUGUUUAAUUGGUGUGUCCAAGAGGGAGGUAAAAAACGGAAGUGCUUCUUCUGCCCUUGUUGGGGGGAGGGAAGCAUGAGCAAAGAGUUGUGAAUUUUUGUUAGCACAUUAUGCAGGAUGUGCUGGCAUCUGAAGUUCCUCACUUGUACUUUAAAAUGUAAGUUAUUGAGCUCAGCAUGUAAUUUAAGUCUUGUACAGUCUAAAAUAUUUAAAAUAUUUUUAUAACAAUUUUAAAAGGAUUAAAAAUAAAUGAUACACUGUAUCCAA